Molecule: messenger RNA, 2549 nt
Organism: Rubroshorea leprosula
Lineage: Eukaryota; Viridiplantae; Streptophyta; Magnoliopsida; Malvales; Dipterocarpaceae
Source: the annotation of a GenBank genome assembly
UUUUUUUUUUUUGGGGUUUUUGGGUUUUGGGUUUUUGGAUAAUUGGGUUUGGAUAAUGGGCCAUUUGAGAUGGGUUGAGAAAUGGGCUGAAGUUCAAGGCUCUUGGAUAAUUAGUCCCGUUGGAAGUGAUAAUGAUGAUGAAGAAAGGCAAAUAGUUUAUGCUCAAGCUAGAUGUUUUAUAAAUUCAUUUGCAAAUGCUGAUGUUGACCAACAAGAGGCUGGUCCAUCAAGGAUAUCUAAACUGCCAGUGAAGAGGAGGAUGAUCAACACAGAGCAACUGCAGCAACCUAGUGGUGAUGCUGGUUCUACUUCAACCAGAAGACCCGAGAAAAAAAUGAAGGUGAAAACAGCAGAAGAGCUAGAAAAGGAGAAAGAAAAGGCAGCUAUGAGAGUAAAAAAAUAUAAGGAUAUUUCUGUCCCAGCUGGGCCACUCAAGGGACAUGUCUUGACCCCUACAAAACCAAAAAGAGGCGAUCCUGUUAGAAAUGUAAGGGAAUUGGUGGUAGAUGAUUUUGAUUAUAGUGAAACUAGUAGGGACACGGACUAUUAUGAUAGUGAUGACUUUGGACAGUUGAGGGCAUUUUCAUCAUCUGAGGAGGAGGAGAAUGUGUUUUAUGUUGCUGCUGAUCCACCAAGCAUGGGAGUUACAGACAUAUACUACAAUCCUAAUUGGGACGUUGCUUGGUUUGAGGUUGGUAUGAGAUUCAUAAAUCGUAUUCAGUUUAGGGAAGCAGUUAGGAAGUAUUCUAUAUCCAAAAGAUGUAAAUUGCUCACUAUUAAAAAUGAACCUAGAAGGCAGAGGUACAAGUGUGCUGGACAAUUUUGUGGGUGGGAACUAUUUGCUUCACCGGAUGCAAAAACAGAUUCCUUUCAGGUGAAAACUUAUCAUAGACAACAUAGGUGUAUCAGGACUAGUGACAUUCCCAUGCUCACACAGCUACAUGUUGCCAAGUAUUGGAGAGAAAGGGUAAGAGAUACACCUUUUAUCAAGGUGUCAGAUAUGAUGAAGACAACUUAUAGUGAGUUGAGAGUUAAUGCAAGCUUUGACAAAUGUGUGAGAGCAAAAAGGAUGAUUAUCAAGGAGUUGAGAGGCAAUUUCAAGGAUGAAUAUGGUUUGAUGGUUGGCUAUGCUUAUUAUUUGCUUUCUGUCAACCCCGGGAAUUCAGCUAAAAUAGCUGUGGAUAGAUCAAAUCCUACUAAACCUAAGUUCAAAAGGUUUUAUAUGUGUUUAAAAGUACUCAAGGAUGGCUGGAAAAGAGGAUGCAGACCAUAUGUUUGUGUUGAUGCAUGCUUUCUUAAAGGUGUUGGUAAGGGAGUACUAAUGUGUGCUGUUGGGAGGGAUGGAAAUGAACAAAUGUACCCUGUUGCAUGGGCUAUAGUAGGAGAGAGCACUAAUUCUUGGGAAUGGUUCUUUGAGGCUUUGAGAGAUGAUUUAGAGGUUGGUAAUGGUGAAAAUUUCACCAUUAUGUCAGAUCAGCACAAGGCAAUUAGUGCAGCUGCACAACAUGUAUUUCCGUCUGCGAAUCACCGGUGGUGUGCUAGACAUAUUUAUUACAACUUUGCAAAGAUAGACAGGGGUGAUGAUUGCAAAAUUCAGUGUGAUUCCAUUGACAACAAUAUGGGCGAGACAUUUAACUCAUGGAUUUUGCAAGCUAGGUGUAAGGCACCAAUAACCAUGUUGAAUACCAUUAUGGAUCAGUGCACUGUGAGGCUUAAAGAAAAACAUGAAAGUGUUGCAAAAUGGAAUGGGGAUAUUGCUCCAAGGAUUAGGGACAAAAUUGAGGCCAACCUAAAGCUUGCCUUUCAUUGUACACAAACUUGUAAUGGAGGCACACAAUGUAAGGUGAUUGAUGAAGUGACAACUUAUACUCAUGUGGUGGAUCUCAAAGAUAGAACAUGUACUUGUAGGGGGUGGCAAAUCUCAAGAAUUCCAUGUCCACAUUUAUUGUGCAGCUGCAAAUCUAAUGGCUGGAAUCUUGAAUACUUUAUUGAUGAUUAUUACAAGAAGGAAGCGUAUUUAGCAGCAUAUGGCACAUCAUUGGAGUGUAUAAGAGGUGAAGAAGCUAGGAAAAAAUACAACACUGAAGCUUUAUUGCCACUAGACAUGAAGUCAUUACCAGGAUGACCCAAGAAAAAUAGAAGAAAAGACAAACAUGAACCAAAAAAGCAUGCUGCUUAUCUUCAGUUUAGUACAGCUUCCAUAUAUAGCUGUAUAUAUGCUUACUUAUUUUUCGUUGGGUUGUUUUUGGAUUAACAGCAUGUAUUUUGCUUAGGUAAUAUAGGUAUAAUACCUUAUUAACUUUGCUAUGUAAUUAACCGUCAAAAUCAGUAGAAUGCAAAUUGGUUUACUGUUCAUUUUUAUCUGUUUAUUUGUCUCUUAUUUUAAGUGGUAAAUUCUUGUUUCUAUGAAUGAAUGGAAACAUGUUAUGUAAUUGAUUAACAAAAAUCAAUAGAAUGUAAACUGUUGUACUGUUCAUUUUGAUUUGUUUAUUUGUCUCCUGUUUUAAGUGGUAAAUUCUUGUUUCUAUGAAUGAAUGGAAACAUGCUAU